AUGACGGCUGGCAACAUUGGCGGCUGGCAGAAGCAGGCAGGCGAUAAAAUCGUUCCCGGUGAUGUCCUCGUCGAGAUUGAGACCGAUAAGGCUCAGAUGGAUUUUGAGUACCAAGAAGAAGGAGUCCUUGCAAAAAUUCUUCUACAAACUGGUGAGAAGGAUGUUGGCGUUGGAAGUCCUAUCGCGGUUAUGGUCGAUGACGCAGGUGACGUCGAAGCCUUCAAAGACUUCACAAUAGACGACGCAGGCGGCAAAGCCUCCUCCACACCAGAAUCCAAGUCCUCCUCUCCAGAGCCCUCUAAGUCCGCAUCCGAAUCUCAACCAGCUCCAGCCCCAUCAGCCGAAGAAUCCACCUCCACUGGUUCUCGCCUCCAAACCUCCCUCGAACGCCUCGAAGGUCUUGAAUAUGCUGCCUCCCCCGCCGCAAAAGUCCUCGCCCUAGAGAAGGGCAUCCCCCUCAAAAAUGUUAAGGGUACCGGCCCCAACGGAAGAAUUGUCAAAGCCGAUGUCGAAAAAUACUCCGGUUCGGCCGGCGGCUCCUCCUCGGCAGCAAUUGGCGGAGCAACAGGUCUAUCUGAUGUCGACAUCCCCCUAUCUGGCAUGCGCAAAUCAAUUGCCACACGCCUCCAAUCUUCCAUGCAAACCUCUCCUCACUUCUAUAUCGGCUCCGACAUCUCUGUCUCCAAACUUCUUAAACUCCGUACCGCUCUCAACGCAUCAGCCCAAGCAGGAGAAUACAAGCUUUCUGUCAACGAUCUAAUCGUCAAGGCCGUUGCUGUAGCGCUUAAGAGACACCCCAACGUAAACGCCUCCUGGGUCGAUUCCGAGAGUGUUAUCCGUCAAUACGCUUCUGUCGAUAUCUCAGUCGCCGUAGCCACCCCUGUAGGUCUUAUCACCCCAAUCGUAAAAGCCGCCCACGCGAAGGGUCUUCAAACCAUUUCCAACGAAAUCAAAGAACUUGCAACUCGCGCCAAGGACGGAAAGCUCAAGCCGGAGGAAUACCAAGGUGGUACUUUUACCAUCUCAAAUAUGGGAAUGAACGACGCUGUAUCGCGGUUUACAGCGAUUAUCAACCCUCCUCACGCAGGCAUCUUGUCCGUUUCUGCUCCCUCAAAAGUGGCGGUUCCCGGAAGAGAUGGGGGUAUUGAAUGGGAUGAUAAGAUUACUUUUACGGGAAGCUUUGAUCAUAGAAUUGUUGAUGGAGUUGUCGGAGCUGAGUUUAUGAAGACUUUGAAGAGGGUGGUGGAGAACCCGAUGGAAUUGUUGUUGUAA
Messenger RNA from Orbilia oligospora ATCC 24927, 1272 nucleotides. RefSeq lists its product as uncharacterized. Lineage: Eukaryota; Fungi; Ascomycota; Orbiliomycetes; Orbiliales; Orbiliaceae. Gene Ontology annotation, cellular component: pyruvate dehydrogenase complex. The coding region runs from base 1 to 1272 and encodes 423 amino acids. Gene Ontology annotation, molecular function: dihydrolipoyllysine-residue acetyltransferase activity. The record is from RefSeq and is a predicted model, not a curated record. Gene Ontology annotation, biological process: pyruvate decarboxylation to acetyl-CoA. The transcript has 2 exons.